CAAAUCAGGGCCUGAUUUAGACCUGGGUCACCAGGUGGGUGAUUCCCCUCUAAUCAGGGCCUGAAUUAGACCUGAGACACCAGUCAUUGUUCCCCUCUAAUCAGGGCCUGAUUUAGACCUGGGACAACAGUCAUUCUUCCCUCUAAUCAGGGCCUGAUUUAGACCUGGGUCACCAGGUGGGUGAUUCCCCUCUAAUCAGGGCCUGAAUUAGACCUGGGACACCAGGUGUGUUAUCAGGUAGAACAGUGAAACCAGCAGUAGGGUAAGAGAUCAAACCGCAUGGCAUCACUCUAAUCAUUUACCUCUCUGUCUGUCUGUCCUGUUUUUCUGUCUUUCCCUGUCUGACUGUAGGUUCUCGGGGGUUCCGCCCAGUAACCUAGGCAACAAUACCAAGUUGGUGGAUUGGAUGCCUCAAAAUGACCUGUUGGGCCAUGCCAGAACAGUAGCGUUCCUGUCCCACGGUGGUCUGAACAGUAUCUAUGAAGCGAUGUACCACGGUGUCCCUGUAGUGGGACUACCUCUGUUUGGGGACCACUACGACACUAUGACCCGGGUGGAGGCUAAAGGGAUGGGCAUCAUGGUUCACUGGAAGAGUAUGACAGAGGAGGAGCUGUACCAGGCACUGGCCACUGUUAUCAACAAUAACAAGUAUCGUCAGCGUGCCCAGGUGCUCUCUUCCAUCCAUAAGGACCAACCAGGUCACCCGGUAACAAGAGCUGUCUAUUGGAUAAACUACAUCCUCCGUCACCACGGCGCCAACCACUUACGAUCCUCUGUCUACACUGUCCCCACCUACCAGUACUUCCUAUUGGACGUUGUGCUGGUCGUAGGGGCGGGGCUGGCCCUGAUUGCCUACCUGUUUUACCGGAUAGCAGGGCUACUAAGGUCAAAGGUUAAGGUUCAGGAGCGGGGGAGAGGUUACCCACGGUCCCCGGCUACCUCGACAAGGCAACGGACAUUGCCAUAG
Oncorhynchus keta (chum salmon) is the source of this 967-nucleotide messenger RNA. RefSeq names its product 2-hydroxyacylsphingosine 1-beta-galactosyltransferase-like. Bases 407 to 967 code for a protein of 186 amino acids. The transcript has 3 exons. NCBI's taxonomy places the organism in Eukaryota, Metazoa, Chordata, Actinopteri, Salmoniformes, Salmonidae. Gene Ontology annotation, molecular function: UDP-glycosyltransferase activity. The record is from RefSeq and is a predicted model, not a curated record.